AUGAGGAACUUGACAUAAUUUCUAGUCUUGAGUUUGAAUAGUCUCUCUGCUCUAUAGGUGUAUAUAAACCAACACACCAGGCUUUAAUAAUAGUUUUGAACUGUUAUUUAAAAAUAUGGCAUUGGCUUUUAGUCAAUGUUCACUUAUAGGCUAGCUUUAUCAGUGAUUCAUCAUUUGGGAACGUUUUUAUGUCUUUUGUUGUUAGUUUCACUUUCAAAAGGGGCCUACAUCCUGUAUUGUGCCAUUCUAUGCUCAAAUCAAUGCCUCCAUUUACGGAAAGGAAAGAGGAACAAGACCUUCACCCAAUUAUUAAAACCACUUCCAUAUUCAAACCACUUCGCUUGCGAGUCUUGUAUGUUGUUGAAUAAGUGGACAAUAGACAAAUAUAUUCUGUUAAACCAGUCACCACAAGAGUGAGUCUCCCCAGUCCCCACGAUGGCGGUGGGGCCAUGCAGUAUAGCACUUCAGGAGCGUCGUGUGCAACUGGUGGAGAGCUGGAGCCAAAAUGUCACCCACCUCCAGGAGCUUCUUUACCAGGUAGGGGCUCUUACUGAGGAGGACCUCAGCCUGGUGAGAGGGGGAGGUCGCCUGGGGGUGAGGGACUGCAUGAGGAAUCUGCUGGAUGUGUUACAUGGGCGUGGAGAGGAAGCCUGUCGAGCCUUCUUUCAUGUACUACAGUCACAGAGAGCCAACAAGGAGUCUGAGUCUACGGGGGAAGCUAUCCCCCCUGAGGGCUCUGGACCCAGCAGCAUUGGCUCUGGUCCAACCAACAUGCAGGAGUACUUGAGGAAACAUAAGGGCGUAUUAGGCAGGCAGCACAGUCCCAUUGAUUACCUUAGUAUCAGGACUGGUAGGUGUAUUAGCUCAGAGAGUGGUGAUGAGCCUGGUUCCUUUACAGAUAUCACGUUGUCCAGGUGCGUGGGCUACACUGUUCCCCUGCAGUACCACCAGCACGAGGCAGCCAUGGUGGGUGACGCCUUCCGGAGCCAGGACCAGGUCUGUACCUUUCAAGAUGUCUACCAGAGGCUGCUGUCUGUUCCAGGAGAGGACGUGACUCUGCUCUCAGGGGUGGCCGGCAGUGGGAAGACCACUGUGGUGAGACGGCUGGUUCAUGAGUGGGCCCGGGACUCUGAAUCCCAGAAGAUAGUCCUGUCCCUAUCCUUCAGAGAGCUCAAUCUGCUCAGUGAGCCUCAGACCCUGCACAAGCUUCUCCUGGUGCACUACAGCCACCUCAAACCUGUUCUGGCCCGGGUCAUUGACUCCCAGCCUGGCCGGAUCCUGCUCAUCUUGGAUGGACUCGAUGAGUUCCGCUUCCCCCUGGACUUUGAGCGGAGCCCCAAGUGCUCGGACCCGGAGCGGACGCUGGGCAUGGGGGAGAUGGUGGUGAACCUGAUUAAGGGUCACCUCCUCCCCGGUAUCUCCAUCCUGGUCACAUCACGGCCCCACGCCAUCUCCAAGGUCCCUACACUGCUGGUGACCCAGCUCUACAGCGUCCUGGGCUUCUCCAAAGACCAGCAGAGGCACUACUUUGAGCAGAGCUGCAGCUCUCCCCUGGUGGCUUCUGCUGUAUGGGGCUACGUUUCCUCCUACCAGCCCCUCCAGCUCAUGUGUCGAAUACCAGCCUUCUGCUGGAUCGUCUCCACUGCCCUGCGUGAUGGAGCCACCUGCUGCCUUAGCCAAGUCACCACCACCACUCUGCCCAGUACAGCUAGGACAACGCAAGCAGGCUCCAGUGAUACUUCCACCACCAACAACAGCCAUGUCAAGCCCAUCACCAUCACAGCGAUCUACUGCUGCUUCCUCAAGUCCAUCCUGGUGUUCCACGGAGAGGGCCGCAGUCAGGAAGGCUGCAGCCCGCAGCGUCUCCAGGAGGCCCCACGGGUCCUACAGGAGAUGCGGCCCACGCUGAGAGACCUGGGAGCCCUGGCCUUCAAGGGCCUGUUGGAGCGACGCUUCCUCUUCGACCAGGCUGAUCUGAGCUCUUUCUCCCUGGACUGCAGCGAGCUGUCCAAGACCUUCCUGGUGGAGAUCCUCCGAGAGGACCGGGCCUCGCUCACCUACCAGAGGAGCUUCCACUUCCUCCACACUAGUGUACAGGAGUUCCUGGCUGCUCUGUACUACGUCCUGCAGGCCCUCUCUGGCUCAGACCCGUUCUCAGGGCUCAAGUCAGCCGUUGGUGUAGCCCUGUUUCCAGUCGCCCUGCACAAAGUGUUAACCUCCACUGCUAAUAAGCUACUGAGACCCAGACGGCUCCUGCGCAGAUACGUCAAGAAGGCUUUCUCCUGGGGUGGACACCAUCAGUCUGGUCACAUGGACCUCUUCUGCAGAUUUGUAUCUGGCCUAUUGGUACCUCAAACACGUGUCAUCCUGGAUGGACUAUUCCGAGGCAGAUCACAAAUACUCCCAUCUCCCUCCUCCUCCUCUCUGUCCCUUUCCUCUCCUCCUCCUCCUCCUCCUCCCACCCCUCCCUUUCUCCUGAGCCUGCUCCACUCCCAGCUCCAAUGUGGCAGACUGAGUCCAGAGAGGCAGGUCAACGUGUGCCACUGCCUGUACGAGGCCCAGGACCCAGGCCUGGCUGAGCGUCUACAAGGCUGGCUGCAGGUCCUGGCCCAGCAACAGGUCCCAGACCAGUCUGGCCCAGCCAAGAGGGACUGGAGCGAGCUGGCCUUCCUGCUGCAGCUGAUCCCAGACCUGCAGGAUCUGAAUCUGGAGGCCCAGGGGCUGGAUGCAGAUGGCCUGCGCAGACUGCUGCCUGUACUCCCUCUCUUCAGCACCCUCAGGCUAGGGCAGAAUCCACUGGGUCCAGAGGGGGCAGUUGUGUUAGCCUGUGCCGUGCAGAGCCCAGACUGCCGUGUCGAGAGACUGUGGGUGGUGGGGACAGGAUUGGGUUGUGAGGGACUCAAGGUGCUUACAGAAGGACUGAAAGACAACCACACAGUGGUCGACCUCAGAAUGGCCAUCAAUCACAUUGGCGAUGUGGGAGCGGGCUGUCUGGCGGAUCUACUGCGGACCAAUCAUACACUUAAAGAUAUCAGGCUCCGUGACAACCAGAUUACUGAUAAGGGAUUAGAACUCCUCAUGGAAGCACUGACUGAGAAUACCACUCUGGAACAUCUCUGGAUGUUUGACAACAAGUUAUCAAAGGAGGGAGUCAGGAAGCUGAAGGAGUUCGCCAGGAGCACAUCUCAUCUGGACAUCAAAGUGUGCAUCUGAUUUCAUCUGCAUUUCCUAUUGCUGACGAUAGCCUCCAAGUACUUUAUCAUUGGUGGAUGGUGUCAUAUGGUACUUUUGCACAUAUACAUGGUAUGAAAGAUGUUAUUAGUAUUUCAUUUUUAUUUUUGUUCAAACAACUAAGAGUUUACAUUUGGUUGUCAGGUUGUAAUAGGUCAGUGAAUGUAGCCAUAGGUCAAUGAAAUCGUCUGCAAUAGGUCUACACGUUUUUCCAAUAGUUUGCAUUCUUAUGUUGUGUCAGAAACGCCUCCAAGUAAAGAAGAGCUUAAACGUUUAAACAGCACUUCCAUGUAUGGCCAGCAGAGAGCAAUAGACAUGCACACACAUUACCUAGUGGAAGGCUAGGGUCAUAGACUACUAUGUGCAAAUUAGAUGAUCAUGUUCCCUCUCUAACAAAGUUGGUAGCCUACUAAAUUGCACUACCUAAAAUGAAUAUUGAAAUGUAUGAAGUUCAGGGUGAAAAAAUGAAGUUGCGAGUAUUAAUUUAUUCUACCAUUAGAUGUCACCCUCAAAUCAACUUUUCUGCAGUGUUUUGUUGUCUGGUCCAUGGGGCCAUGCCAUUAUCCUUUGUUUCUCAUUUCCAUAGAAAACGAAAAUAUUUGAAGUUACCCACUCUUUGUUUUAUUUAAUGAGGGACAGUGCUACUAUUACAUCUAAUUCUAUAUUUUCUCACCUGUGAAGGUAGAAACUCAUAUUCCCAUUGUUAUGCACUUUGGAAAAAGUUUGUCCAAAAAAGAAACUCAACCAUAAUCAAGUUUGCUGUUUUUGUUUUAUCUUUAAAUAGACUAGGCAAUGUACAAACCUCGAAAUGUAAUUGAAAAUAAAACAAUGCGUGCACCGGU
Messenger RNA from Coregonus clupeaformis (lake whitefish), 4073 nucleotides. RefSeq names its product protein NLRC3. Gene Ontology annotation, biological process: regulation of apoptotic process. NCBI's taxonomy places the organism in Eukaryota, Metazoa, Chordata, Actinopteri, Salmoniformes, Salmonidae. Gene Ontology annotation, molecular function: protein binding. The record is from RefSeq and is a predicted model, not a curated record. The transcript is spliced from 8 exons. Bases 436 to 3213 code for a protein of 925 amino acids.